This is a messenger RNA of Paramuricea clavata, 23615 nucleotides long. The record is from the annotation of a GenBank genome assembly. NCBI's taxonomy places the organism in Eukaryota, Metazoa, Cnidaria, Anthozoa, Malacalcyonacea, Plexauridae.
AUGCAAUCGUACCAGUGCAGCCCAUUAUCUACCCCUGAAGGCAUCGUAUCAACCUUCAGACAGUGUGCUAAACUUCAAAAGGACAAAGAUUUGAAUAAAUUUGUGUCUGUGGUAGUAUUGGACGAAAUUGGAUUAGCUGAAGAUUCUCCCCUGAUGCCUUUAAAAACACUUCAUCCUCUACUGGAAGAUGGCACAGCUACUACUGAAGAAUCAGGAACAACUUCGGAUCAUCGCCGUGUUGGUUUUAUUGGUUUAUCAAAUUGGGCGUUAGAUCCUGCAAAGAUGAACCGAGGCAUCAUGUUGAGUAGAGGAGUACCAAGUGAAAACGAACUCUGUGAUAGUGCAAGGUUUGAGGCGAUUCUUAGGGCCUGUUUACAUGGAGACAGGGUCACCCUAUCAGGAGGGUUACCCUAGCAAGCGGGUCAGAAAAUAGCGAGCGUUUACAUGAGGUAGGGUACCCCUACUGCUAGGGCUGUUUUGCCCGAUAGGGUAACCCCACCUAUGCGUGGUCGCUGAGCCGCCUGUAUUAGAAAAAUGGCGCCGAAACGCAACAUUGUGUAAUAUGCUAUUUAUUGGGCCUUUGCUUGCUGCAUUUCAAUGUUGUGGUCUGUUAUUUCAAUGUUGUGGUCUAUUACUCGCAUUGCGUAAUGUAUUCCCUGAUAUAGUCCAACACAACAGUUUUUCGACAUGUUCGGCUGACCAAGAGCAUUUAUUUUGUUUUUUGACGUCGACGAGGAUGUGCCGGAAUUUUGCUUCCUUUUCGCCGUCUUUGACUUUGUUAUCGAAACUACAUCAUUCGCAGCGUUCUCGUCCAAAGGCAAAGCUUCGUUCUAUGCCUAUGCUUCGUUCUAUGUUAAAUUGCUUAUCCUUUUUAGUGCAAUGUUUCCAUGGAAACGUUGCACUAUUGUGAUGAGUGGCGAAAUUCAAGCGAGAGAUACAUAGAGUAAACUUUCCGGGGGGAGUUGCAAAUGUUAUCCCGAUGCCAUAUCUAAAAAAACUUCAAGGUUGGAGAAUUUUUAACGUUAAAACGGUAUUUAUAGUAAUAGUAAAAUUUCUUAAAUUUGAUUUAUUUAGCUUGACAAUCAAUGUUUAAACGUCUACAUUACAGCAAUGUUAAAAGUUUAGAUAAGAAAUAUGGGGAUUCGUGCCAUUAGCAUCCCCCGUAUCAUCGGAUUUUCGUGAGAACUGCAAGUCAGCAAAAUCAGCACGCACAAAUAAAUAUGGCGAUAUGUAUGAGUGCUGGUCGAAAUUUUAGAACAGGCCUUGGGCAAACGAUUUAACAUGGAUAUGUAUUAUUUCGAUGCAAUUUUAGACUCUAUUUUGGGCCGCUUCAACACGCCACAUUUCAUACGAGGCCCGAGUUUUUGCAUGUCUAUUUAUGAUUUUCUUUAUAGGAAUAUUUCAAUUUAAAUCUCGUAGACGUAACUCAAUUUAUGUCACGAAAUUUAGUUAUACAGCUAUAGUUUAUUCUUUUAUAUAUGACUGUAGCCAGUAUAGGCAGACACGUUGUUUUAUAAAUAACAUGAAAUAUAAUAUCCCCGUGCAGUAGAUCAUGCAAUAUCAUGUCUAUAUAUAAAUGUUUGUCUAUAGUAACUGUAGUGCCACAUUUAUAGCACGCUCGUCUAUAUUAGAUCUAUAAUUUAUCUGCAAUAAAAGCAUAGUCAUAUACAAACAGCAUUUUUCUGAUAUAAAAAUAUAAUUUACGUGCUGUAUAUGAGUCUGUGAACAGACGGUAUACAAUCAAUACACAAUAGGUGUCGCAGAAUUUGACAGAAUUUUUUUAAUAUUGUUUUGAUUAUUCAUUUAUUCAAGGCCCGCAUAUUGUAGCCUGUGCACAUGCAGGCAGCCGCAAUAAGUUUUAUUGAUAUGGAUAGUAAUAUAUGACUUGCAUCAUUGCAUGAAUGUAUGAGUGAUAUUUGGUUUUUGUGCCGUAAUUGAAGUAAAAGGAUAAUAACAAGCGCGAAGUUUGCUGUUGGCAUAAUACUAUAAUCGAGAUAUACUAGCUUUUAAUAACAAAGCCUUUGUUUCAAUAAAUUUAUUUGAAUUCAAGAUUAAAAGUUAUUAUGUCUUAGGUACAAUUCGUAGGUCAUCGUAUUGAUACAUUUACUUGAAUACAAUGUCAAUGUCGAUGGCAAUGUUUACGUUUAUAAAAAGUUGCCAAGUUGGCAAAUUUACUGUUUUGGCAAUUAAUGCGUGAUGUGGCCGAAAUUUCGGCCCAAUCUUAUCGUAAGUAUAAACUUGUCUGCGUUCUGUAUAUUAAAUAAAUUGAGAUGCUACAAAAUAAUAUACAGGGAUAUCGACAAAACUAAUUUUUUGAUACUGAUUACUGUGUUAUGUAUAUAAGCAAUUGAGACAUCCAUGUACGACAAAUGUACGACAUUAAUUAAAAAUGUAGCUUCCGGCAAGCUACUGUUAGCUGUGUCACAAACCGUGAAACGUAAACAAAGCUCGGAAAUUUUUGCGAUUUGUGGUAUGGUUGGACCAAAAUGGCUGUAAUAUGUUCAAAAGUUCAUCUAAAAGUUUCAAAUUUCGUCUACUUCAAGCGUACUGGUAAUUUACAACAAAAUUUAUAAUUAAACGCGAACCGCGUCAAAUUAACUGCAAAACUAUGAACAAUAUGUUUGAAAAAUUUGAUAUUUCCGCAAUGACUUUUCAAGCUUUCAGAAACAUUGCACUAUCCUUGGAUCCCUAGUUAUUUUCUGGUGUCGUUUAAAAUACUCGCCAGGCUGAUAUAUUCAUAUGUAUAAUCUAGCGACGCCAUCCUUGUUUGUCUAGCAGUCACAGUAGGGCGAAUAAAACAUGACCCGCUUGCUAGGGUAACCCUACCUGACGUGUUUACAUGACUUAUGUAAACAAAAAGAUAGCCCUGCUGCUAGGGUCACCCUAUAUGUUUGAUAGGGUAACCCCACCCCUAAAACAUAUUGAAGUAGGGUGACCCGCUUACUAGGGUAACCCUGCUGCUAGGGUCACCCUACCUCCAUGUAAACAGGCCCUUACUCAAAUAUUUAACAUUCCAGUCUAUAAAUGCAUGAGGACUAAACUGUAUAUAAAAUCCGGGAUGUUACCUAAGGCGAGGCCUUGAGUCGUAAUUAUACUACAGCAUAAGUUAGGUCAGCUUAUUGAUUUAUUUCUAGCAAUUGUUUUUUUCUCAUUUUUAGGGGAAUUUGUUCUAGUAAUAAAGAUAUUCAGAAUCGUCUUGAAGCUUAUAUCGGGAGGUUAUGUAAUGGGUAUUUUGACCUUUAUGAACAACAAAGCGAUUCAGAAACUCUAAAAAAUGCCCAAAAGGACGAAUUCUUUGGACUUCGGGACUUCUACAGGUUAGAAGUAUAUUCAGAACAUCACUUGUGGUAAUUUAUGCGGCUGAUUCUCUGGGAACAAUACAGAUUAACAAGGCUGUUUACCAAGCAAUUUCAAUUUUUUCCGUGUUUUUAAAACACGAAAGAUAAUGAAAACACGAAGCCAUUUUUUGUGUUGCCAUAACAAAUGCAAAAGAUAUGUAACAUGCUAAAGAGUAAAUCUCUGUUUAUGCUUACAGUUUGGUAAAGAUGGUGUAUGGUUUUGCUGUGCAGACAGAACAAGGUGAACAAUUACUCAGUGAUGUAGAACUGGAACAAUCCAUCAGAAGGAAUUUCAGCGGCCUGGAUGACCUUGAUCCCGUGAAGAUAUUUAGUGGGCAAUUUUUAAGACUUAAACAUUAUGUAAAGGUAAGAAAAAUACAUACAGUAUAAUAUGCCUCAACUUCAAAUUGUCCAGUGAAUUAAAAAGCUCAGUUUGAGGCAUGUGAGCAUGAAAUCAAUCGCGAUAUCACGCCUUACGUCAUCAAUUAGUUUUUUGUGUAGCCGCUAUGUCGCUAAAAGAAGAUGCCAAGAUGUUCAGAUGUGACGGAAAUUGUCGUGUUAACUUCGGAAACUGUCGUUCAUGACAUGGGCGUUACGUCGCUUGCAACUAAGGAUGAACGGUCGUAGAUAAUAACAUUGUUUUAGCUGCGACUGUUCAUCCUUAGUCGCAACGACGGUAUGCGAGAAAAUCCGUCAUUUCCUGAUUUAUUGUGAUUGACCUUUUGCCGCGCCUUAUCUCUGGUUUUAUGCGCCCAAUAAGGACAAAAACACCACUGUUAGAUUCAGCCGAAGCAAUUGUACUUACGGAUGUCAAAUGUGUUACUAAACAACACUAUUCUAGCGAUUUUUGGCCUUUGAAAGUCAAGCGAAAUUGUAUUGACUAUUGUUGAUAAAUCGCUCAAAAUUAUUAGACUAGUUAAAAAUGCAGUACGUUUGAUCCUUUAUAACUUUCGUAUCGUUGGUUUUCUUGUUUUCGGCCGUAUACCAGUGGGUUCGUCUCACUUCUCUCUUAAUUUUGAUAGUGUUUUGAGCCCAAAUAUUUUAUUUUGAAGGUUAUUGAUAAAUUUAAAGGUGCAGUUUUACUAAGCGAAAAUGCCGACAUUGUAUUGUUUCACUUCCUAGCACUUUUGUUGCUUCUUUGCCUGACAACUUUAAAAAAUAAAUUACCUCAAAUUUCUCGUAAGUUUGCUGUUUUACUCUUGUCGUUUUAUAGCGUUAUUCUCGUAAUGUUUAAGUGUUCGUAACAUUAUUUUCGAUUAAGGAAGAAUUGAAAAAGCUUUAUUAAAAGUUCGUUUGAUGGCUUUCCUCGGCUUCGACCUAGCUAAUGUUCUUCCAUAGUAGGUUUUUCACUCAAUGUGAAAUGACUUUUCUUUGUCCUGACCAGAAAAAAAACCCCAGCUACAGUCUAAGCACGGACCCUAAACUAAUAAGUGUUUUUUGGCCUAUAUUUGCUAUUUAUUGCCUGAAUAUCUCUAUCGAGCAUUAGAUUGUUUUAGGUCAAACGGCGUUUCAUAGAUUUAAAAUGGGUUGCUCUCUGGUAUAUUCCCGUAGGGUUAGAUAAACAUAUGAUACGCGAUAUUGAUUGUCGCGAUCACUUCGCGCGAGUAGCGAUUGUAGUGUAAUGUAAAUGGUGCACACGAAAACUUGUGCCAUUGACGAACAGGGUGCACGGGAAUCGAACAUUUUUUGUGUUUUGAACCGUAUUUAAUAGUGACUUUAUAUUAGCGACCACUUUAAGCGUAAUUUACCGAUAAAACUGACAUAGAAGUUCAAAACCGCUGGUAAUUUGCAGUAUAGAGCAUAUUAAUAUUUUGUCGUAAUUCCGUUGCCUUUUUGCACGGCGUUGUAUACUAAACUUGUAAGGCGAGUUUGUAAGAUUAAAAUAUGCAAAAUAAACAUUUUCAACCUAGUAGCAGAUUAUUAGCUUGAAUAACAUAACGUAAAUGACUGUGUAGUAAAAUAUCAGCAGGAACGCUUGAAUGCAAUUUGCAUAUGCCUCAGUAAUUAACAAUGCAACGCUUUACCAGACGGUUAACCAUGGCCAUAAAUGUUAGAAAUUAUUGCAAGCAACGUUAUGGGACGAUAAAUUUUGUAGUUUUUCUAUUCAUUAGACAUGAAUGAACUUUCUUUUAAAUGUUUAUAUCGUAAUUAUGGUUACCAUUUGCUUAUUUGGGUUUUUAAGCACGGUUCACCAUAAUAUUGAUAAAAUAUUUGAUGUCUUUAAUAGCUUUUAAAUUAAAACAAGAGGUUAACCGUAGCCGAACAUCGUAUUUCUGCACAAUUCGCAGUUGUGAUAACUUGAUCUUCUCUGAUACAAUCCUGCAUUUUCUGGAAAUGUCAAAAAUGCAACAAUGUUUACAAAAGUAUGCCAGCAAACAUAACAUUUCUCGUUAUUGUCGGUGGUUAACCGUCACGGUUAACCAUGGUUAACCGUUCAGCGUGACGUGAAACCAGAGGUAGAUAUUCGUCCCAAACUACGAUAUAAAGUUAUUUAAUAGGAACUGUACAGUUAGCAAGAGCAGAAGAUGCACAAUUAAUUUGUCUAAUGCAUUUUUUCAUUAAACCUUCUCCAAACUCUAAGUUUAUGUACUGCACAUGCAUGUUGGUUGCAUCAAAAGCACUUGCAAAUCUAUCUGGUUAAAUUAACAUAUAGUGUUGAUCAGCGUUUUUUUGUUUAUAAAGCACAUAUAGUCGAAAAAUAAUGUUUUUUUGUCUCGUUUUGAAGCUUACACAUCUCGGCUGAAAGGAAUAUACAUUGUGAAUCGUAAAGCCCUUGGCAGCUGAUUGCAUUUUAACUAGGAAAACUGCAAUUUAUUGGAGACAAUCGUGGACAAAAGUGUUAAUAAAAUCGAUCGACAUUUUAGGAAAAUACAAUCAAAUCCCCCACCCAUGCAAUGUUGCCAUGAUUUUCCUCUCAUUUUAAACGUAGUUCAACAACAUUGUGUUGGGGGAAGGGGGGGGGGAGUAUGUUUUAGACAAAAUACAGGAAUUAAACUACAAUUUAAACUCUCACAGAGGUAAAUUAAAAUUUUAUUAACAAGUUAAGUCCACGAUUGUAGUUUCACUCCAUUGUGAAAUCACUCCAUUGUCAUCUUGUAAAAUUAAUAAGAGUACGAAGACGUUAUAUGUAGAUAUUAAUAUAAAAUGCAAUACAAUGUUAUCGGUAAUACGUUAUCUUUUUAAAGCAUCCCUCGCCAGAAUGCCUUCCAGUGAAACUUAUCCAAGAAAGUCUUGGUAGAACAGAAGUUGAAGGGUGAGUUCAUAUUUAUGUCAUUAUUUCAUAUUGCAUUUUAUCAAAGAAUUAUAGGUGGAAUUUUGGAUUUGGGAAUUCGUUCAAUUUUGCUUAAGGAAUAUGUAUUUUUUUAUUUGCUGCUCAUCCUAAUGAAGAAUUUUUCCAGAUGUGAUGCGGAAUCCGGAAAGUUUUUAGAAAAACAACGUAAAGGAACUUUGAGGCCCAAAAUUUCCGCUUGAUUCCCUGAUAUUUUAUGUCGGAAAGUAGCGAUUGGAUCAGAUUUUUGUGGAAUAUGUAGCCUGCUUGCAUCCUGCAUGCGAGAAUUGAAACGUUGGACAACUAAACAAAUAAAAAAUCUGUUCGAUGCAAUGGACUGUUAUAUUUUAUUUUAGGGAAAGUCGCUAUUUGCUUGUUUUGACGGAGAACUAUGCAGCGCUAAGAUUGUUGCAGGGCCAGUUGCAAAAUCACGAUCCUGUUAUCAUUUUUGGCAGCAGUUUCCCGAAAGAUCAGCAAUACACUCAGGUAUAUUGUCAAUUUUUAUUUAUUUGCAUGUUGCGUCCCGAUUUCAAAUAUCCAUGCAACCUUCAAUAAAGUAUUAUUAUUAUUAAAAAGCGUUGGUUUAGAAUUUUUGUUUAUCAAUUAUUUAUUUGUUAAAUUGUAUUGAUGUAGAAAAUAAACAAUGUUUAUCAAAUUGUAGAUUUGUCGAAACAUCAAUCGAAUCAAAGUAUGCAUGGAAACGGGAAGGAUGGUGAUCUUACUUAACUUAGAAAGUCUUUAUGAAAGUUUAUACGAUGCAUUGAAUCAGGUGCUUUUUCUCUCUAUAUAUAAAUAUAUGUUGCUGUCCGCUUAAUAAUAUUCCCGAUAUAAGUAUAGGACAUUACACGGUUCAAGAAGUAUUAAUCUCAAACUCAUUAAUAGUUCAUGAGUAAAUUAGCCAACCAUAUUGCUUUAUUUUGCUCACAUGAUAAUACUGGAUAUCUGAUAAAGUACAUUAAUCCAGUCCUAGGACUGGGUCAAAAUUAAUUCAGUCCUUGGACUGGAUCAAAAUUAAAUAAAUUUAAAUUGUGAUUUAUUCGCAUGAGAUGUCAUUUCAAAUCCUCCAAUUCGGACUGGACUAUAGAUUUCAACUCCUCGCAUUUUGAUCCAAUUGCGCUGACUUGAGAUCUGGUCCAGUCCUCAUAGUCGGAUUUGAAAUAUUACAUGAAAAAUUGCACGCGUGUUUUGCGAAAUAUUUAUAACACAAGUGUGAUUUUUCAUUUACUUCGAGAACAAGUGUGUUUUUGAUAUCAUUUUGUAGUCAAUUUUGCAUUCAAGCGAACUCUGCCAUAUACGCAUCUUUGUCAAUUUUGAGAGUAAUUUCUCACACAGGCAUGCGAGAGAAGCCCCAAAAAAAAAACCUUUAGAAAUUCGAGGAGAUUAAUCAGCAAGUAUAUUAAAUUUAGGUCAUUUCGGGCAAACUGCCCCCCCCCCCCUCUCUAUGUACCUUUUCACCGAGAUUUACGCAUUGUUUAUUUGGAUUUUGUUUUAAAUUUCUGCAUUCACAUGAGCGUGCGGAAUGUAGGGCUUGUAUUCGUACCAAUUAAUCUUUAAUCGGUACACCUGUGCGAUUAAUGUAAAUUGAUAACAAUGAUAUUAAAGAUUUUAUUAUAGGACAUGUCACGAGAUCCUUCUUAGAAAAGAAGAAAUAGCUUAAUAUGCAUGAAUCUGGCGAAGAAGGAAGGCACAGAUUACGUUUCAACAUCAGGACCUUUAAGGAUUUUCCCGUGGGGGGAGCAUUUUUUGAGAAGGGAAGCAAUGGCCGAAGGCCACCUGUGUGACCGACAUACCACACAUGAAUAGGAGGUCUGGGCCAUACUCCCCCAGAAAAUAUUUGAAAUUUGAAGCCCGGAAAUGCCAUUUCCUGCAUUCUGAGCGUCCAAAUUUGCUCUAAAAUUUAUGCUAACUAUACUUGUAUUUGAAAUAGAAGGAAAAAACGCACAAAAAAUAAAAAUAUUAACAAAUAACUUAUUACAUUGCAUUGCAUUGCAUUGCAUUGCAUUGCAUUGCAUUGCACACAGCUCCUUUAAAUCGAUUUUGUUAAACAAGGAUAAAGCUAAAACUUACUUUCCGUUUAUCAAUUUAUUUAUUCUUCGCUGGUUUAUUUGUAUAAAUUUAGUAGAAAGGGACUUUCCUGGGGGGGGGGGGAGUCCCUUUCUACUAAAUUUAUACAAACAAACCAGCGAAGAAUAAACAAAUUAAUAAACGGAAAGUAAGUUUUACCCCCAGCUUGUAUGUUGAAAAAGGUCCUGUUCAACAUCCUCGAUUUCAACAUCCUCAAUUGGACAAUUGUCAAAUUGUAAUGCAUUCUACAUAUGACAUAACUUGUACUUUUAUUUUCUUUUAGUAUUAUGUUUAUCUGGAUAAACAAAAAUAUGUUGACCUUGGUCUGGGAAACCACAGAGUGAAGUGCCGAGUUGCAGACAAGUUUAAGUAAGUUCCUAUCACAUAAGAUAUUGUUGCUUUUCGCAGGGCGGGAGUUUCAUUUGUACGUUAUUUAAGUUUGCAGUGCGCAAGUUGUGUAUCAGAUCGCCUUAAGUAUAAUGUUAAUUAAAGGGGAUAAAUUUGUGUCAUUUUUGGAUUGUUGCACACAUAACAUUAUCAUCAACAGGGAUCACUUGAGAACAAGUAAGAUUGUCCACUGUAAAUUACUUGUGCACCCUUAGGUGAUCAACAAGUCCAAUGCGAGAUGCACAAACUCUUUUAUAUACACUACAGAUUCGAUCGGUAGUGACUGGUGGAGGUGCCGUUUCCCGUUAUGUGCAUUGUAGUCUCCCCAGCCUUUCGCUGCCUUUUAAAUUCAGAUAUACCUGUAGUAGCACCCUUGUAUACUCAGCUUCGUGCAAUCCUGCAUGGUGGGCUAGGUCCUCCCAGUUGUCGACACUGAUGUUACAAUAAGCCAGAGAUACCUUCAGGUUGUCCUUAAUUAAACCGUUUUAUCUGUUCCCCACGGGACUUUGCACUCGAACCAAGUUGACGGCAACAUUCCAUCGUGAUAAUGUGUCCCCACCAGCGAAGUUGACUUCGGAUAACCAUGGCGUCAAUGCUAUAAUACCAUUGGCCUCUUCUAGAAUGACACCCACGAUGCGGUGGAGAUAUCACUGAUGUACUUUUCAAGGGCACAAAACGUUGUACACAAGUAUUUUGGUAUCCAUCCCUGAAACGUCUGCGGCCACAUAUUCAGGUCCGGAUUAACCACUUGGCAGAUGUGGUAUAUGCCGCGGGCCUCGCGCUUAUAGGGGCUUCGCGUUUUACUGUGUCACGCCCAUUUUUACGAGAACACGCCCAUUGUCUAUUGGGACACGCCAAUUUUAGGUGCCUUGCGAAUUUACAUGCCUCGCGAAUUUAGGGACCUCGCGCAUUUAGGGCCCCUAGGCUUGGCAGUCGGCCCCAGGAAAAUAUGCAAUACCCGUAUGCAUGUAAUCUCCCGUUGCGCUGAACUGUUAUAUGAUCCUUUUUAUACUUGUUGACCCAAAUACUGGACCAGGCAGGCCAAUUAAUUCAUUAAUUCAGGUUGUUCAAGCACCCAAAUUAGCAAAAUAUAAAGGUUUCAUUGAUAUUUGAAACCAGUUUUAACGUAACGGAAAAUUAUGCAGAAGUCCUGGUGAGGAUAGCUUGGCUGCGAAAUUGCGGUGAUUUGCGGAUAAAAUUGAAAACAGUUAUUUAACAAUUUUGUGUGUGUUUCAAUUCAAAGGUUUUCAUAACGAGAGGGAUGGGGGCCUCGCGCUGAAAAUCUGCCACGGGCCUCGCGCGACGUUAAUCCGGCCCUGCACAUAUUAACAGCUAUGAUGAGCUAGCUCACCUUAACUGAACAUGCGUAGAGUGCACAUGCUAAAUAUUAAUGCCAAAAACUGCUAAAUUAUUAAAUAUAUAAGUUUUUGGUGAAUAUGUAGAAUUAUAAAUGCCCAAGAAAAGUAUUAAGUUACUAGGCAUAAUGAAAAAAUAAUUAUGUAAACUUACAAUUUAAAACUAAAGCAAAACAAUAACACUUGCAAAUUCGUGACUGAGCUAACAAUGUCAUGCAAUGAAUGCUCAGCGACAUGACCAUUUUCUGUGCAAUUUCCGGUUGUGUCAUGUAUCCGACCAAAAACAUGACUAACACUUGAAGAGUUGGAUUUCGGCAUCAAAUUUUUGUUUUUACAAAACGGAAACUGCCCAGGUAGGGGCAGUUCUGAACGUUCAUUAUUACGGUUUUGUUCAUCUUGAGAGAAGGUAACCCGAGCCUGGCUGAUACAUUAUCUCCUCUUCACAUUGACAGAAAGGCCAAGCCUUUGGUACCCAUGACCAAAGAUGUUCAGAGCAUGGCUUGAAGUUUAUCUUCUGUGUUUGUGCUUUUGUCGGGGUACUGAAAUUUGACGAUCCAAAAUUUGUCAUACAUGCGCACAUAACACUUCAGUCGUUAACACUUCUGGAAAUAUACAGCAUCUUAUAAGUUAUAACCCUUGGCUUACUGUACUUAAGUCCAAUUUUACCAGGAACAUGUGUUAUGGUGCGUUAUUUAUGCGUCGAAUAUAUUUUCCAAUUAGGUAUAUUUUCAACCUUUAGGCUUCGGGUUCAAAUUAUAUUAACGCUACCGUAACACAAAUAGCAUGAAACCUUAUACCUUUUAUAUAUUUUAUUUACUUUCAACAAUAUGAAUUAGCGUCUCUAUAAUGUUAUAAUAAUAUAGUAAUCUUAAUAUAUCAACUUAUCUCUCUAUUUGUUUGAGCUGAGCACAACUUUGAAUCUUUAUUCUUUAUACUUUGUAUUCCGUCGUCUUUAAUAAUAAUUAUUCCACAAUAUUCCAAUGUUCUUCAGUUUACUUGACGAGGCUUAAUUAUCUAGCCUUUUAAUUAUAUACUUCAGCCUUUGUUGGCUUAUGAAGUAUUUUAGCCUAAAUGGCUCUUCUCACUUCACUCUUCGCUCUCGACUCUCAGGUUGUGCUCAGCUUUUAUAAUAAAUUUUAGAGGACGAAAUCUGUAACUAUGACUAAUUCCCUCUACGCAAUAUGUUUGUCAAAGCAAGUUCUAGCAGUGUUUAUCAACCACAAAACUAUGUCCUGUUUGCGUGGUUUGCGGUACUAGGCGUUUCCCGUGGUUCUUUAAUCUCUCUAAAUAUUUGCUUAUUCAUGCGAGGAAGGUUGCCUAAGGUCUUCCUCUUAUAAUUAUAACAGUAUACUGAAUAUAUAGUUUUGAAUAUAGUAUUGAAUAUAUUAAAUAACAUGGUAUAACACUGCCAUGUUACACAUGUCGUUCAUUAUUUUUAUCAGUGCUAUUGACGCUACCCAUGGCUGCAUAAAACACUGGUAAUUUUGACCUCCAUUUGAGAACCAGAAAUACAUACAUGCAACAAUCCCUUGCCCUUUCUAUAACCAAACAGGCGACCAUAGUUCCCAAACAGCACUUCAGCAUGAAGUACCGUGUAUUGAAUUAGCCAUCCUCUGAGGAAACAUGUUAGUGGUAGCCAUGAAAACAUAAAUAUACAUUUGUGUGUUAAAAUUUGAUUUUUUUUUACAAAAGGCGAAAAAGGCUUUGGGGAAAGUUAGGAUGUAGGAACAAAACCCUGAAGACGAAAUGGUUGUUAUAUAAAGUUGUAUUCGUUUAAUUUGUACAGAUUGAUUGUAGUUGCUGAAAAGGAUGACGUUUAUGAACGUUUUCCAAUUCCUCUUAUCAAUCGACUGGAAAAACAUCUACUUGUUAUGUCGACUGGUUUAACAGAACGUCAAGCUCACUUGGCUAAAGAAUUGGAGGACUGGGUGAAGCUCUUCUCGGAUGCAAAGCCUGAAUAUUUAUCUGGCGAGAGGUAUAGAACUUUGACUUGUUGUAGUGAUUAAAUACAAUGAUUUAUUGAAUAACCAUGCCGUAGUUAUAAUUUUUAGGAACGUUAGCUUUAGCAAAAGUAAAACACUAAAAGACAUUGUCAAGUUUUAGGGCUUUCUAGUGAACCAAGGAAUAUAAUUUAACUUACACCAAAAUCAAUUUCGUCACUAUAUGAAUACAGUUUCUGUUAUUUUUAAUAUACCAGGCAGAUUUUAAUAUAACAGUCUGCGAUCGGCCAUCCUUAAAUUCGGUCAAACAUUGAUGAAGGUCGAUUAGUGUUGCAACUCUCCUUUCCAUUUAACUGCCAACUUCCUCGACUUUUGUUAACUCUCAUCACAUUUGAUGAUUUAAAUUAUGAGAGAUGAUGAGAAUUGCGGUAUAGUAUCCACUAGAGAGCUUCAGAUUAUGACUUUCACUAUACUGCUGCCUAUCCCUAAUUUGAUACGUAUAGUUUAAACCCAUGUGAUUGAUCAAUGGUAGCGGUGGCGGUAGCGUUAGUGGAAGUUCAAUCUGAACUUGUCUAAUCAACUUUGGUCCAAUCUCGUAAUUCUUGCCAUUGUCAUUUGACCACGGCACAAGAGCUGAGAACUCUCAUGCAAAAUCUCGCUGACCAGUUCUUAUCCUCAUUUGACUAGGGCUUUAGUGCGAAAGCGUAAGCAAACUUGUAUAAGAAUUAGUUGGUUAUGCAGGAAUCAGUUUUGUAUUAAUUGUAUUAGUUCCAAAAGAGGCAUAAAGAAAAAGUCAUAUAUACAUCAUUUUCACGUUUGAUAAAGGUCAAGGUCCUAGCACAAGCUUUGAACCAGGUUUAUAGGUAAUAUUAUAUGGGAGAUUACAGGAGAAAAUAAACUAUCAAAUAGUUAAAUAUCAGACUAGCUUGCAUUAAAUGACCGUUUAUAAAUUAUCAAUCAUCUGCUUUGCUGUAAACGCGAGGCAGAAAUGUACAUUAUAAAUCAGAUUUUGUGCCAGUACGUACAUUGACUACAUUGUUAGGUGCGAUGAUUUAAUGAUAGCUUGCAUUCUGAAAUGCAGUUCUUUGUUUUUGGCAUUAUAGCAUAUUCAAGCCUGGUGAUUGUUUUGUUGGUUACCACAGCGAUACUGCUGCUGCGGUAGUUAUGAAAUUUUCCAAACUUGAAAAUGGUUCGUCUAAUGAACAGGUAAGAGUUUUUUAUACUUGCUUGGUAGAUUCAACAGACCUACUAGGUCUCCAGCAUUUGACCGAAGAUUCUUGUAAUAUUACAAAUUUACUCAAGGACAACUUGAAGAAAUUUCCAUGACUGUGUUUUACCUGCGACAAAGAAGUAUUGGGGGGGGGGUUGUUUCUAAUGACUGCUUGACUAAUUUAUUUUAUUAAUUAAAACGACAGCUGGCUGAGACGCUUGAAGCACUAGCAACUACAAGUAAACUGAAUCCCUUGUAAACCUACAUCCAGAUUUCAUGAGCUGGUGGUUCUUGUCCCAUGCAGAAAAAUCCCAAUAAUUGUUAUUUCCCUCCCCGGCCUGAUUCAAGAUUUUUUAUUACUUGGGUGACCUAUGUUGACCAAGUCUUAAAUUCGUUUUGUUUUUUUUCUCUGGUGUUGCGUUUUGUCCCCCCAUGAUGCUUUGAGUUUCUCGCGUGUUUCUUCCGCGCUGGGGAUGAGGCCGGCUUUGAGGGCUUGAGGCAUGUGUAGCAAUUGUGUCUUUGAAGUCUUUCUUCAAAGAAUAGAGUAAAUACAAAGUAAAGUUAAACUAUGUAUUCAAAGCAAGAAUUUAUUUUAAUGGUACGUUAUAUGUAAAUUAAGCAUCUCUUUAUUUAUGUAAGAAUGCUUUUGUAUAUCUUGUCUUGGCACUAAUACCUGUACAUCUGGUUGUCAAAGUGUUGACGACCAGGUCAUAUGUUUUCGCUAGCUACUCUGGUUUUGUAAAUGAACACAAAGCCCAGUCGAAUAGUGUUAUUGUAUUCACGACCCAACGUUUCGGUACUAUUUCGCCAAAACACGCUACUUUAUAACGCAAUGACAUAUUCCAGUAUUCUAAAAUGUGGAAGUGAUAUACCGUCGCUUGCUACUAAGGAUGAACGGUCGCAGGUAAAACAUAGUCUAUUCUCAUAACAAUUAACAAAGUUCAGAGAUUUUAGUUUUUGCCGACAGAGUUCAAUGUUUCUGAUGAUAUUUGAUGGUUUCAAUUCGCUCUCUCUCUCUCUCUCUCUCUCUCUCUCUCUCUUCAAAACUUUCGCGGUAAAAACAUUGAACUUUGUUAUACGCGAAUAGGCAAUGUUUUUUAUGAGCGACCGUUCAACAAGCGAUGGUAGCUCAUUUCUUAGGCUCUUAGGAGAAUACAAGGUAGAGGAUGUAGUCAUUAAUUUUUAUGAGCGACCAUUCAUCCUUAGUUGCAAGCGACGGUAGCUCACCUUUUCAGUGAUGUAACUUUCCUUUUUUGACCACUUGUCCUCAUGUCCAAGUUGAACAUGAAAGUUAGUUGCCCUGAAUAAAAUUCACUUGCCAUCAGACAAUGGCCACUGGGGCACUUAGGUAGGGUGUAUAAAUUAAAUGGACAACAUGUCUACCCGUUCUCCCACUGCUCUAUAUGGCUAUUUAUACUGCCUCAGAUCUAGCUUUGGCCCACAAAAAUAUUGAAUCAAGUACAUGCACUAUAAAAACUUUAUCCGACAAUGAAAAUAUAAACUUAAUUGCCAACUUGCCCAAUCGGGCAAGUAAGAUAAAACGUUUACUUGCCCGUCAUGAUAUUCACUUACCCCAGGCCAGCGAGUAAGUGCUACCUGUAAGUUACACGAGAAGUGCUACCUGUAAGUUACAGAGAAACGAGGUAGAGGAUGUAGCCAGGUGCCUACUAAAUUUGUUAAUUUUGUCUGUGACAGCCGACUUACCACGUCGCCCAAGUAAACUCGUACCCGGCGUCUUAUUACAUCUAAUUUACUGUGCAAAUAAAUAUACAAACGAUGAAUAUUUAUGAAUGCAAGAGUGUUUUAAAGAGGUGAAAGAUGUAAUUUUCCAUUCUGAUUAUUAUAUAUCCUUAUAUAUAUGAGAUUAUAUAUAUUAUUCUAGAUUAAUACAUUGGCAAAAUUUCAUCUUGCAGGAUCAACUUGGCUGAAAUUGUUCGUGCUACUAUAAUUUCCCUCUCCUGCCAAAAUGUUCUGCCAAAAGAUUAAAUAGUAGCUUUUCUUUUUAGAUUCUUUCCCAGUCAAGAUACUCGUUGUUGCAGUGUGCAUCACCCGAUGCUAUUGCUAGACUACCAGCAACAAAACUAAAGCACUAUGCAGAGGAGCUUUGGACAGAGUAUUUUCGAAAUCAGAAACAUGGGAGUUUGAAAGAUUAUCUGGUUCAUUGCUUGGGAAGUGAUGAAGAUACUGAAAACGAUAGUUUUCUUGUCCAGGUAAGCUUUCCAAUAUUGACUAAAAUUGUAUGAGUACAAUUUAAAAUUGUAUGAGUCUUUUUAGUACAACUUGUGUGAUUGUUGUUAAUGCGUGCAGGCUAUUGUUUCAACAAAGAAAUGGGUUUAAUUAAUGAACUGUCAAGUUCGGUGUGGUAAUCCCCGGCAACGAAUGCCUGUGAGUUUGAGUGAAACAAAAUUGCAACAACAUUUUGUUCCUACCCCCGUCAAGCAGUAGCUGCCGUUUAUUGAAACCGCACAUAUUUUAAUAUACUACAGUUUAUAGGAGCGGACCAUUAGAUGCGGGGCAGAAGGAUUGUUCUCGGAAGGAAUUUUGUUUUUUAUGCCAAGCAGCGCAAGUAUUUUUUUCUAGUGAAAUAGCUGUGAAUGGAUUUUUUCCUCAUCUUGACCACGGCAAUAUUUUUUCGCUCAUAUUUCAAUUUUUCUCGACAAGUAUGCAACGAUCAAUAUCAAACUUUAUACAACCUCAACUGCUCAGAGAGAGUAAAAUGAUAUUAAGAGGUACUCUGAGUGACGAACGAUACCAUACGAACCAUUAAAGUAGAGGAAACUCUACUUGGCCCGACUGGGAUUCAAACUCAGUAUUGUGAUUCAGUUUCCAAAUAUCAAAAACCCAUGGAUCUGUCAACGACUUUUUUAUUAUUACUGGAUUAUUACUGGAUUAUUACUGGAUUAUUAAAAAGAUACAUGAAAAAGGAGUCCUUAAUUACCAUGUAUUUACAAGAAUUGGAUUAUUAAAGACUAUAAAUAUUUAAAUAUGUUUACCUGUACCUCAGACGGUAGAUUGUUGGACUAGUAAACCGAAGGACGUGGGUUCGAAUCCCAGCCAAGUAGAUGACAGGAGGAAAAUCACUAAUAGAAAGAUUAAGAUUGAUGUUUACGGCAGACCGGUAACCGCUAACUUUAAAUCGUAUAUUGAGAUCAAUAAGCUUUUAAACAAAGUUGUACUUUACAAAGAAAACGUGUGAAUCCAAUAUACUGUAAACAGCUCGCCGAAAGGUGUCGAAGAAAUCAGCAUAUUCACGGAUUUCCCCCAAUCAGAUUCCAUUGAAAUCUUUACCAAAUGUUUGAAAAUACACAGGAUGAGAAAAUCAACAAAAUGUGCACACAAGAAUUAUUGCUCACUCAUUAGUAAAAUAUAUAGCAGCCAUGGCUGGCCGCGCGCUCGCCCCAAUGUUUUUGCACCCCCGGCAAUAUGGCGGAAUAAACCUUGAAAAGGCCUAUUGCCUGUCGAAUUGGGGUUAUAUUGCAAGGAAUGCCGACGCAGGUUACUGUUUUAAUAAGUGAUGAAUGUAUAUAAUAAUGGGUCGCAGUAAUUGAAGCAGGAUUUGUUGGACCACGUGCUCGGUCACUCUUUAGUAAAGUGGCAGUGUUUUCAUAUCUUGCUUUUGUAUAUUACUGUUAAUCAAGUACGCAAAGUCAUAACAUUGUUAAUAAUUAUAAAACUUUUUUUCCAGAUUACCACACACUCUCGAUUAUUAUCACAAGCAAAUUCUCGUGCCAUAGCGUCAGCCGCUGGGUUUACAGGUUCACAGUCUCGUUGUAUUAGCCUUCAGGAAUUUCAUACAGAGCAACAAUUCGUCAAGACAUUAGAGUAAGUAAAGUAAAUGUUAUACAUAUGGGGAACAAUUAGGGUCUUGGCUAUAGGGUUUAUGAUUUUGGAUGUUUGCGUGCCAGUUACCCAGAAUAGCCAAAUGCACGGUUCCAGUUAAUAUGCUUGUUAACUAUAGAUUAUGGUUGUGAUUAUAUUAUGUGAUUCAACCAAAAACAAGGCUAACAUUUGCUUAUAUUUCACAUUGUUAAUAGUAUUGAGUUAUUAUAUAUUGAUAUGUCUUUUUAGCUAUUAAUACAAGCACUUUUCUACUACCAGUAUAUACGGUAGUAAAAAAUCAAUUUUUAUUUUAACUUUGAAACUCAAUCUUUCUUGUGAAGAAAUUGUGAACAAUUAACGGCAUGUAAAAGGAAGAAAGUUCAUUCGAGAUCGCUAAAGUGGUAAAUUGGUUCUUCGAGAUUUGUUCGUGUAGAAUUGUGAAGCUCGUGACCACUUUUGAACUUCAACGGAGUUCGUAAACAAUCUGCAAUGUUUUACUGGAAAUGAGCUUCUAUGAUCGAGAAUAAUAUUUUAGAGCUCUUUAAAGUAAUAUUUGUGACUAUGCUUCAAGGCAUGAAGGGGGUGAAGAGUUUUGGUGGAAGUAGGGUAGUGUUCUCCUUCUGAAACUCCCUCUUCUUUCGAAAAAAGACGGACGGAAUACAUGUAAAAUGCUUGUAUUAAUCGCUGGUAUCUUUUACUACUUUUUAUAAUUUGAAUAUGGAUCGCGCUGGAUAACUAGCUAUGGUGUCCCAUGUCCGCUAGAAAUCAACUUUUGCAUUUCACUACAUAUAUCAUAUUUUGAGGAUUAUAUUCAUUUCAUUAAAAUGAUAACAUUGUUUUUGAAAAUCACCGGUUUAUUGGUUGAAAACACAACUUAUAUUUUGAUGACCAACUUUUGAUACCCAACCGCAAUCCAAUGUCUUUGUUAUUCGUGGGCUCAUAUUACCGUGAUUUUUGAAACGCGUGUUUAUCAAACAAUGGCGGAGUUGAGUCAGGUCAGCGCGACUCUUCUAAAGGUUGCGGGUCAAAUAUCAGCCUUAGCAAACGACAAACCUGCUCAUCAGGUAAAGUAAUUAAACGCUUUUUUAUAUUCAGUGUUUUCCUUAUCCAUUUUGUGUGUUUUUUUUAUGCAGCUUAAUUUAAAUUCAAGAAUAAACAAUUAUUGGAUUCGGCUUUCGCAUGAUAUUAAGAAUUCAGACCGUGGUCAAUGUUAUCUGCCGAAGCGAAGGCGGAUAACAUUGACCGAGGUCUGAAUAAUAUAUCUUGUUGGAUUCUUCUGAGCCCAAUAUGGCAAUAUAUGAAGUCGUGACUUUAAUAUUGGGCGAGACCGAAUGUCGAGCCUAGUAUUGAAUUCGAGACUUAAUAUUUUGGCAUAUUAGACGAAGAUGAGUCCAAAGCAGUUUUAUUAUAUCGAACAAACAAGAAACUAUAGUAAAAACGAAUUCCUCCUCGUUUUUAAUUAUACAGCUGAUUCAAUUAAGGUUGUCCUUCCAAAACCUUAAACCUUAAACUCUGAACGCGCAAGGGAUGACGGGUUUUCACCUAGUAGGCCUUUAAACUCAGAUAAUUGCCUUUGCAGCAAGUAUGUUUUCUGUCGUGAGUCUUCUAGAUGUCUUAGGUAUUCUCGCAAAGCCAAAUUUCAAAGGUUAUGAUCUAAAAAGCAAUAACCCAUCAAUCCUUGCGCGCUCAGAGUUUAAGGUUUAAGUUUUUGGAAGGGCAACCUGAAUUGAAUUAGCUGUAUUUAAAAACAUCACAACAAACAGAUUAAAACUUUAAAACUUAUUAUAACGUGAUAAUAAAAGUAACAUUACUGUUCUGAAAUGUCAUUUGUGCAGGCUUAAAGCUAAAUGAAAACACAUUUGAUUGAUUUGCAACUUAAUUGAACUGACAUUCGGAUAUUUUGAUUUCGGUGAAUAUUCACCGGUAAUCACUUCGCCUUCGGCGAAUAAUUGUUAAUUAUUCAUAUACUUUACAUGACAUGUAUUAACAUUUAUAGGCCGUGGGCUAGCUGUUGGCCAAAAUUAUUUCGCUUCGUGGCACCCGUGUGGGAAAUACUUGGUUUGGGGUUUAUUUGAAACACAUAUAGGUACAUCACUACCAAAAAAAGUUCCCAAGCAAAAAAGUUGCCCAAUCCCGAGAAAAUGGGUGAUCAAUGAUUAUCAUCUAUUAAAUUGUAUUACAGCAAAAAAAAUGGGAAAUUCUGUAUUCAAUUACGAUAAAAAUGCCUUGCAUCAUCGGAAAACGUACAAAAAACCGCAUAUAAGACUUUUAAACAGUUUUUUGAUUUUUCAAAUAGUCUUUGAGUUAUUGCUGUUUUAAAUGUGGAAAUUGGACCAAAAUGUCGCAAUAAGGACUGGGUACUAGGUCAAAAACGCGUUUUUGACAGCGUAUAACUCGAAAACAAUUAUAGAUAUAAAAAAAACUGUUUAAAUGUCUUAUAUGUAGGUUUUUGUAAACUUUCUGAUAAUGCAAGUCAUUUUUGUUGUAAUUGAAUACGAAAUGUUACAUUUUCUUGCUGUAAUACAAUUUAAUAGAGGAUAAUCACUGAUCACCCAUUUUCUCGGUGUUGGGCAGGUUUUUUGCUUGGGAACUUUUUGUGGUAAUUAAGCAUCUAUGGUUCUAUGAAUUGAACCACAGAAAAUCUAUUUCCCAGGAGGGUGCCACGAAAUUGCUUUUCUAGGCACUUUUUUGCACAACAGCCCACGGCCUAUUAAUUAUGGCUUGGUGUUGGCGGCUCGUAUUUGACUUUUGAUCAGGUAGAUUGCAGAAUACCAUUUUGUAAUCUUACACCUUAAGGCCCGUUUACACGGGCGAUACGAGCCGCCAACACCAAGCCAUAAUUGAAUGUUAAUACAUUUCAUGUACAGUAUAUAAUACAUGUCAUGUACAGUGUGUGAAUAAUUCAUAUUCUUGAAUUUACAUAAGCCUGCACAAAAUGGUAGGAAAGUAGAACACUGAAUAUAAAAAGUCGUUUAGUUACUUUAGUACUUUACCUGAUUUUUGCUUCCUAAGGCCGAUAUUUGGUCCGCAACCUUUAGAAGAUUCGCUCUGACCUGACUCAACUCCGCCAUUGUUUGAUAAACACCUGUUUCAAGCUGAGAUGAUUUUAGCGGGCAAUCACGGAAAUAUGAGCCCACGAAUAACAAAGACAAUUGUGUUUUCAACCAAUAAACCGGUGAUUUUCAAAAACUUAUUUAAUGAAAUGAAUAUAACCUCAAAAUAUAUAUGAUAUAGUGAAAUGCAAAAGUUGAUUGCAGACAUGGGAAACCAUAGCUAGCUACCCUAAUUUAUUUUUUAUCUAGAGAAUUCUUUGUUGCACUUGGUGGUGCUAAAGGACUUCUACUUGUUCAAUGUGAUAAUGGUGAGGCGAACUUCAACCUCAUUGCCUGUUGUCGAUAUCUUGUGGAUGACACCCGGCGCCGUACACUAGAAGACUUUGACGUUUUUAAGAAACCUAUCCACAUUAUCUUUAUCAUUCAAUUACCAAAGAUUGCUGGGGGAUGUCAACAUUUUGUAGGAUUUCAAGGUGGAAAAUGGCAGUCAAUUCAUAUUGACGAGCUUCUUGAAUCGAACGAGCAGCUUCCACAGAUUGAACAGUUGGUAAAUCGCUCAGUAAGUGAUCUAUUUCAGCCAGCCUACUCUGCAAGAGGUGAUGAUAUUGAGGAUAGGGAUGUUGAUCUUGAUGCUAGUAUACCAAGCGGUAGCCAAAAACUGCAUGUGGAGAACAUAGAGGUAAAAGAAAAAUAUGGUAUAUACUACAAAACAAGGGACCAAACAGUUUAAUAUAGCAAUAGAGUUGAUGUUCGCGGGCAUAAAUAUGUUUUUGGCCCUCAAUCCAGACUCAUUUUCGCCCGAGCAUAACGAAGGUUAAAAUGAGUUCUGAGGAGGGUACAAAAACAUAACUGUCACAGAAAUAUAAACGAGUUUAAAUGUAUCUAUUUAAGGCUUGCGUAUUAUAUGUAUCUAGAGCGUGGACUAGAAGUGACUGAAAAAGAUGACCAACAAUUUCUGCCUUUAUGUUCACCAUAUCGACCUUAUCUCUGUACCCUUCAUAUAUCACCAAUCUACCUGAUUUUCUUACUUUUUAGGAUUCUGAUGAAGAAAAGAUUGAUCAGCAAAAUAUUAAACCGACGUUGUUGUUGAAAAACUGUCUACAAGAUGCAGCAGCAAGAAUUUAUGAUGAGUCAGCUGAAGUCACCAGAGCCACGAAACGUAUUGAAAUAUUGCUGAAAUGGUUGCCCGAAGAUAAUUCACAAGAAACAGGUUUGUAAAUCGGUUAUAGUUUAUAUAACUGUUAUAUACAGUUAUAUAGUGAUAUAUAGUUAUAUUUUGUUUUGUGAUGUUACUCUGAGUAUGUUUCCACACCGGGCAAGCUUGAAAAAUAUGCCUGGCCACGGUUGGAAUCGAACCUACGACCUUUGGAAAACUAGCUUUCAACUGAGCUACGCGGUCGAGUAUGUGAUAGAUCAGUUCGAGUAUGUGAUAUUUCGGAACUGAGUCUAGUUCCUUCGAUAUCAAUGCAAUCUAGUAAUCAUGAUUUUACUCGAACCGACCUGACGGCGUAGCUCAGUUGGCAGAGCAUUGGGCUAGUAUUCCAAACGUCGUAGGUUCGAUUCCCACCGUGGCCAGGCAUAUUUUUCAAGCUUGCCCGAUGUGGAUAUACACUCAGAGUAAAAUCAAAAACAUCAUAUUCUCCUGAGCACAUAACACCAACACAGAAAUAAAAUCUUAGUUAUAUUUUGUUUGUAAGGACGUACAGGAAUAGUUCCAGCCAGAUUUGCUAGGGAUACUUAUCGAGCUUUGGUCGUGGUUCACACACCAGUCUGUAUACUCUUGCAUUUCACAAUCAUACUACUAUCGUUUGUUAAUUGCUUUUUCCAAAUAUUGAAAAAGAAUAUCGAACCCCCUGCACCUGCUCUUCCCAGUAAAUCCAUUCCUGAAAAGGUAAUAGAGAGUUUAGGCUUCACGUUAUACGUCAAACGGCAAACGCCAGGCAAAGAAAAAUUUUACGGUAACAGGCAAUAAAGAGUAAAUAAACUUGCUGUUUUCAAACUGAAAUACAUAAUUAUUCUUUCGACGCAAGAAAGAAAAUAUGAAACGAAAAAGCUCAACGAAAUUUUUGCCAAGAAAGUUCGAACCCGCCGUUUGCCGUUUCCGAAAACGUGAAGCUUAAACUCCCUAAUAAUUUUCGAAUGUUACUGACUUACUGAUCAUGUGUAAGAAAAUUGUCACUCUAUUGAAUAAGGUUAGUUUGAAUUCUUUGAUUCACUUUUCGACAUUGAAUUAAUUACCUUAAUUAAAAAUCUAGUAACGUUUAUAACAUUAAAACCGAAAUCAAACUGAAUACCAACUAAAUUUCUGUUUUAAUUAAAUCAAUAUUUAUUUUUAGAGUUUUCCAAAAUCAUUGCCACGCGCGUUCACAAUUUACUUCGGCAACGAGACGAAAAAUGUCCUGAAGAUCAGCGACUGUGGUUACAACAUGAAGCUUUGCGUCAAGGACAUCUUCAGGAAACUGGAACAUUCAGAAAAGCGUUAUGGCAAAAACUUUCCUCGAUUGUCUCUCCAAUGUUAUCAGAAGUGAUUGCGUACUGUGAUCAAAAUCACAACCUCGAUUUGCUACGCGAAGGAAAUGAAUGGCAAAUAGGAUUGUGGCUAACAAUGUUCAGUAAAGAUGUAAUUACGCCUUUAAGUUAUGAUUCUUUUACUUCUCCUGUAUCCGGUAGAGUAAGAGAAAGAGCUCGUGUUUUGAGUACUGGAGUUGGGCAUUGUUUCAGUGCGAAAUUUCCGUUUUCAUGGAUUAUUAAAGAUAUUGUCAACGUCCUUUUGCCACAAGUUGGAGGUAGGUAUAUUUUACAAUAGGGAUGUUCGAUAUCAGAAAUUUCUGGUAUAUUGAUAUAACGAGAAUAUGGUAUCGGUUUUCGGACCUUGUUGAUUGGAGAGGAAAUUCCUUUGUUGAAAUUUGAAUAAAAUUAAAUUACACAACGUACCUAUCAUGUUUAUUCAGAGGUGAAAAGCAGUAUUUCAUUGAGAUUUUAACACCGAUAUAUAGCUUAUUCCUUAAAAAGAAAGAUAAUCAUGACAACCAUGAAAGGAAAGUUGUAUUUUUUAAUUCGUCACUAUAUGAAAGAUAUCAAAAGGUCAAAAAUCACAAUUAUUAUCGAUGUAACAAUGAAUAUUAGUAUAAAUUUUGCAUAUCAAUUGAGCUUUCGCGCGUUUUGAUUGGCUAGUUCACUC